Blepharisma stoltei is the source of this 1305-nucleotide messenger RNA. NCBI's taxonomy places the organism in Eukaryota, Ciliophora, Heterotrichea, Heterotrichida, Blepharismidae. The record is from the annotation of a GenBank genome assembly.
AUGAAGAAAAAUGGGCUUGAUCGGCCGUAUCACCCUUUGCAGGUUUUAUCAUGAAUUGGCAUGACUUUUUCCUCAUCCCUCCUGCUUAAAGAGAGCAAUUUAUUUGUAACCUAUAGGGAUUUUUUUUGAUUUGAAAAAGAUUAUCUAUAAUAAUUUUUUUAAAAAUCUGGAAAUUGAAGUAAAAUACAAUUUAACUAAAAAAGUUAAAAUUAGGAUUAUUUAGUAAGUUUUAUCGCUCUCUCUCGAGAGUCAGUUCUUUUUUACACUGUAUAUUUGCCUUAUCUCCCUAGUGACUCAUUAAUAAUCAUCAUUAUCCUAUACACUUUUACACUAAUUGGAACUCUUUAUAGUGGAAUUCGCUGUACCAUUAGCAACCCUACAGAUCCAUAUGUCCAGAAAAGCAAGUCUGGGGAAUGGGUUCAGCCUUCAAGUCAAAGAUGCUCACUAUGCAAUGCAUAUACAAUGAUAAAAAGCAAGCAUUGUGCAAGGUGCUGCCGUUGUGUAAACGGCUUCGACCAUCAUUGCAAGUGGCUUAAUAAUUGUAUUGGCAGCAAAAAUUAUAGCUCCCUCUGAUUAUUUUAAAAAUUUGUAUGUAUUUUUUUUGUUAUUGAAAUGAAAAAUCUCAUUUAAAAUUUUUUGCUCAAGGAGAUUAAUUUCCCAAAAAUAGGAAUUUUUAAUUGCUUUGCUCACUAACUAAGCAGUGAGAUAAGUGAUUUUUUAAUUUAAUUGCCUUUUGCACGAUGAUGUCACUUACACAGGCAGGCUCUGGAGUAUAUAUAUUUAUUGAUGUUUUAACGAGUGGAGAUACAGGAAAAAUGAUUAAAAAUAGAUACAAUGCGGAUGAUAUUGGAAAAUAUAGCUUAAUUGGACUAAUUUUUGUGGCUUCUUUAUUAUGUCUCCUCGUGAGCAUAUUUUUGGCACACCUUUUUAUUUUUCAUGUUUAUUUGCAUUAUUUAGGGCUUACCACUUAUGAUUAUAUUUUGAUGAAAAAAGAAAAAACCGCAGGAAAAGUGCAAGUGAAUAGCGUUAAUAUGACAAUGGAUACUUCAUUUGGAGAAGAACACCAGAGAAAAGUUGUCGUUAUGGAGGAAUCUCCUAUAAUAAAACGCAUAAUGCAAAGCAAAGCAAAAAAAGCAAGAAUUACACCCUUCAAGCAUCUUGAUAUCAAAUGUGUUACCCACCGAAUUAUAGAUUUCAAAGAACAGGAUGAGGAGAUUCCAUAUUUUUUACCUAAAAAUACCAUUUCUAAUAAAAAUUUAUAAAAAAUUUUUUUCCAAGGAUGUGGAUUCUUUUAGAUCUGUGUAA